Molecule: messenger RNA, 809 nt
Organism: Morus notabilis
Lineage: Eukaryota; Viridiplantae; Streptophyta; Magnoliopsida; Rosales; Moraceae
Exons: 2
Coding region: 156-746 (196 amino acids)
Source: RefSeq, a predicted model, not a curated record
ACACAAAUCGGUGGUUGGAUUACACACGAGGAAUCAAAAUCAAUCAGAAAAGAAAUGGAAAAAAUUUCUUAUGGCUUUUGGCACUAUCCCACGUGGCAUUUUCAAUCCACACAGAACAGCUAAAUACAAUUUUUCUUCUUCUUCUUCUUCUUCUUAUGGCUCUCAACGCUUCGCCUUCUUCCACUUCUCUCCUCCGAAAUCUCGAUCACAUCUUACUCCCCUCUAAGCCCUUUCGCCAUGGCCGCCAAUUUACCUCCCGUCCGAGAACCUCCACGAUCGUCGCCAUGGCCCCCCAAAAGAAGGUGAACAAGUACGACGAGAACUGGAAGAAGGAGUGGUUCGGCGCGGGGUUAUUCUACGAGGGAUCGGAGGAGGUGGAGGUCGACGUCUUCAAGAAGCUCGAGAAGAGGAAGGUCCUCAGCAACGUCGAGAAGGCGGGGAUUCUCUCGAAGGCGGAGGAGCUAGGGCUAACUCUUUCUUCCAUCGAGAAAUUGGGGCUUUUCUCGAAGGCGGAGGAGCUCGGCCUCCUCAGCCUCCUCGAGAACGCCGCCAGCUUCUCCCCCUCCGCCCUCGCCUCCGCCUCGCUCCCCAUUCUCGUCGCAGCCAUCGCCGCCAUCGUCGUUAUUCCCGAUGACUCCGCCGCACUCGUCGUUCUUCAGGCGGUGCUCGCCGGCGCGCUGGGCGUCGGCGCUGUCGGGUUGUUGGUUGGGUCGGUUGUGUUGGAUGGUCUACAGGAAGCUGACUGAUUGAUCUUUUUUUUUUUUUUCGCUCUCAUUAUUUUUGGUAAUGUAUUUCUAGUGGUGGUGUUA